AUGUCUUCGACCACCCUCAUAACCAGCCAACCCGCUAACUCCCUCCAUUCCCGCCGCAACUCGUCCUUUUCCACCGCCCGACCCUACGACAAUCGCGGGAAUCCCUCCGCCACCACCAUGAUGCCUUCCGCAUCGCAAUCACAACCUUCCUCGCAACAGUCCUUUACAAUGAGCCAGCAAUCCCAGGGCGGCUACCGAGCCUAUGGAGGGGACUCGAGGCUCGCCAAUGACGCCCCACAGAUUUACAGCGCCGUCUACUCCGGCGUCGAUGUCUACGAGAUGGAAGUCAAUGGUGUCGCCGUUAUGCGCAGGCGGCAAGACAGCUGGCUUAAUGCUACCCAGAUCUUAAAGGUUGCCGGUGUCGACAAGGGAAAGCGCACAAAGAUUCUUGAAAAGGAAAUCCAGACUGGCGAACAUGAAAAGGUUCAGGGAGGCUAUGGAAAAUAUCAGGGCACCUGGAUCAAGUUUGAGCGAGGCGUCGAAGUGUGCCGCCAAUAUGGCGUGGAGGAGGUCUUGCGUCCCUUGCUGACGUACGACAUGGGUCAAGAUGGAGGAGUUGCAGGCCGAGGAGACUUCAACACGCCGACCAAAGAGCAGGCUAUGGCUGCGCAGAGGAAACGAAUGUACAAUGCCGGAAACGAGGCGAGGACGAACGCCAUGGCCGGCCUCAACGGCACCUUUUUCAAGAAUAUCUCGAGCACUGCGUCGCACGCCGUCGCUGCUAUCAGCAAGGCGCGAUUCGACUCUCCUGGCCCGAGGAGCCGCAACGGACCGACAAAGGCGCCCAGCUUCAGCCGCCAGAGCUCGAUGCAGAAUGGCGACGACUUCCCCAGCAACUCCCAACAGAGCUUUGCCUCUGACUAUGGUAACCAGAACGACUCGGCGUAUUCCACUCAGCAAACAAGCCAGCAGUUUGACGGUCCAGAGCCGCCAAGGAAGCGGCAGCGUGUGACCAUGACACCACAAGACAGCUUUGGGUACAACAACAAUUCGAUGGAGAUGUACCAAAACCAAUUCCCCGGAUCCCCCACGGAACCUAACGAAUCCUUCAUCUACUCUCAGGCCAACGCCCCAGCACAUGACGGUCACAGCCCCCUAAGUCCUCUACCAUUCGAAAUGUCCCCCGACGCCGAAGCGAAGCGUAGCACGUUGAUGAGCCUAUUCAUGGACUCGGCAACCUCGGACCAGUCAAAGCAUGAGAUGCUGCGGACAUUAGCGCCCAUAGAGCUGGACAUGCCUAUUGACCAACAAAGUCACACUGCCCUGCAUUGGGCCGCUACAUUAUCACGCAUGUCACUCUUGCGGGCCCUGAUUACAGCAGGGGCCAGUCCCUUCCGAGUCAAUGCCUCUGGAGAAACGGCCUUGGUCAGAGCAUGUGUUGUGACAAACUCCAUGGACCUGGGACAGUUCCCCGAUCUCCUCGACGUUCUUGGAAGCACAAUUGAGGUCCGUGAUAGCAAGGGACGGACCGUUCUGCACCACAUUGCCAUGACGAGCGCUGUCAAGGGCAGGAAUGCGGCAAGCAGAUAUUACCUUGAAAGCCUCUUGGAGUGGGUUGUGCGACAGGGCAGCAAUCCCAAUGGGCAACUCGCUGCUGCCAAUGGAAAGGGAGAGAGUGCGCCGGCCAGCUCACAGUCCCAGCCAUCGUCACAACCCAAAAUGGGCAUCGCUCGCUUCAUGUCAGAGAUUGUCAAUGCGCAAGACCACGCCGGCGACACGGCGUUGAAUAUUGCAGCGCGGAUAGGCAACCGGAGUAUCAUCUCCCAAUUACUGGAGGUGGGCGCUGAUGGGGAGAUUGCGAACCGCGCUGGCCUGCGACCCGUGGACUUUGGUAUUGGGGGUGAACCUGCGGACGAAGGUUCCAAAAUCAUCAACGGAGCCAAUGGCAACGCGGCAAAUGGAGAUGUCGAGAAGAACGGACUUGUCAGCAGUGAACCGACAAAGGAAAGCAGUGAUGAUAUUAUCUCAUCCAUCACACAUCUCCUCACUGAAGCAAGCUCCACCUUCCAAAGCGAAGUCAAGUCGAAACAAGCCGUCAUCGAGUCUCUCCACACCACCCUCCGCACAACAUCAGCACAACUAGGCGAGGCCAAGAGGAACCUCGAAGCAAUGCAAGCAACCUUGCGCAAACAGCAACUCGCGCGGCAAAAGGUCUCGAAUCUCAGCCACGCUCGCGAAGAAGAACAGGUCCGCCUCACUCAGGAACAGAACCGUGCGGGGCGGACAAACGCCCUCUCCUCAUCGUGGGAGACGGAACUCAGCGCCGCCCUUGAGACUGCUGGCACGAACGGCGAGGGCGGCCUGUUGCCCUCGGCGGCGGUCCUCAAGGCGAGGUUGAGCGCCGUAUCGGCAAGACGGGACGUUACGCGCAAGAUGGCGGGCGCGCUCAAGGGACGGAGUAAGGACCUUGAAGUCAAAUACCGGCGCGUGGUGGCCAUGUGCACGGGGGAGCCCGAGGACCAGGUCGACGCCGUGGUUGAUGGUCUGCUCAGGGCGGUGGAGAGCGAAAAGGGCGAAUUGGAGGUUGAGCGGGUGAGGCGAUUCCUCGGCGGCGUCGAGGGCGUGGUGCACUAG
Molecule: messenger RNA, 2574 nt
Organism: Colletotrichum orchidophilum
Lineage: Eukaryota; Fungi; Ascomycota; Sordariomycetes; Glomerellales; Glomerellaceae
Exons: 3
Coding region: 1-2574 (857 amino acids)
Cellular component (GO): MBF transcription complex; SBF transcription complex
Molecular function (GO): transcription coactivator activity; DNA binding; protein binding
Source: RefSeq, a predicted model, not a curated record